Messenger RNA from Acanthamoeba castellanii str. Neff, 1539 nucleotides. Its product is annotated as Ser/Thr phosphatase family superfamily protein. Gene Ontology annotation, molecular function: acid phosphatase activity; metal ion binding. The coding region runs from base 1 to 1539 and encodes 512 amino acids. Lineage: Eukaryota; Discosea; Longamoebia; Acanthamoebidae. The transcript has 14 exons. The record is from RefSeq and is a predicted model, not a curated record.
AUGGGAUGGAUCGAUGGACGCCUGGCGCCCAACGACACUGCCCCCGAAAUCGAGGCGGUCCUGCGAGCUGCCUGCGACGAUCUCUUCACCCAACUUCCCUACAUCCACACCCUCUGCGUGGACUUUGUGGUGUCGUACAGGGACUUCUUCGCGUUCAACCUGCGCGAGGAGCUCGACGUCGAUCACGUGUGCCAGGGUCUGCAGUUCUGCGUUGCCGACAAGACCGUUCCGCGCGGCGUGCACGUGGCGUUCGCGGGUGAUCCCUCCCGCAUGGCCGUCUCGUGGCUCACCUACGUGCCCACAAACACGUCGAUGGUGCAGUGGUCGCUGACGCCCGGUGGUCCGAUCAUCGGCACCGCGCAUGGCCUGCAGACAUCCUACCUCGUAACGGCCGGCUACAAUCACCACGUGGUGCUCACCGGACUGAAGCCCGCUACCAAGUACUACUAUCGGUGCGGCGACGCGCAGGGCGGGUGGAGCGCCCAGCAUUCGUUCACCAGCGCCAUCGACCAGCCCCGCCCCUUCUCGAUCGCCGUCUACGGGGACAUGGGGGUGCACAACAGCCGUAACACUGUGCAACGCGUUAAGGGCCUGGUGAACUCCUCUGCGAUCGACUGGGUCCUCCACGUGGGCGACAUAUCAUAUGCGGAUGACUAUGCUGGCAACAUCUACGAGUAUGUGUGGGAUCAGUGGUUCAAGAGGAUGGACCCGCUGCCGGCCUCGGUGCCCUACAUGGUGGGUCCAGGCAACCACGAGUUCUCGUGCAUGCACCCGCUGUGUGCUGUCUACUCGGCCAACUUCACGGCCUACAACCACCGGUUCAGGAUGCCCGGACCCGAAAGUGGAUCGAACACGUCGAUGUUCUACAGCUUCGACUACUCGCUGGCCCACUUCAUCUCCCUUAGCUCGGAGACCGAUUAUCCCUACGCUCCCUACGCAGCGCAGUUUGGGGACCAGCUCGCGUGGCUCGAGCGCGACCUCAAGAAAGCCGCCUCUGCCCGCAGCCCCGCACGACCCUGGAUCAUUGGCGCCCGCGCGGCCCUGCGCUCUCGGCAGCUUCAGCCAAGGCAUCCGUGGUCCAGUGGCAAGAUUUCCGCCUGCCACGCGGGAGACCCGGUGUUUGCGCACCGCCCGAUCUACACCUCGAACGCAGAGUACUUUGGCGAACCCGUCGGCUACGCCAAGUACCUACAAGACUCGUUUGAAGACCUGCUGAACAAGUACGGGGUCGAUCUGUACAUUGGAGCCCACGAGCACUCCUACGAGCGAAACUACGCUAUCUACCGGGGCCAGGUGAUGAGCAAGGACUACGUCAACCCCGGCGCUCCGGCCUACGUCGUCGCUGGAGCCGCCGGUUGCAUCGAAGGGCUGGACCCGUGGCCGUCGGCGCACAUGCCCCCGUGGACCGCCGCCCGCUACAAUGAAGACAUGGGAUACGCCACCCUCGACAUUCAGCCAACGACGAUGACCUGGAAGUACCACUCAGCCAGAGACGGCGUCGUGCGGGACCGCUUCACCAUCACCAAGAGCACACAUUGA